Branchiostoma belcheri (Belcher's lancelet) is the source of this 3956-nucleotide messenger RNA. Its product is annotated as telomerase protein component 1-like. Gene Ontology annotation, molecular function: protein binding. The transcript is spliced from 21 exons. Lineage: Eukaryota; Metazoa; Chordata; Leptocardii; Amphioxiformes; Branchiostomatidae. The coding region runs from base 313 to 3474 and encodes 1053 amino acids. The record is from RefSeq and is a predicted model, not a curated record. Gene Ontology annotation, cellular component: Cul4-RING E3 ubiquitin ligase complex.
UGAGAUAAACAUGAUCUGACCCAGGAAGUAAAUGCCAGCAGGGUCAGGAAAGGUCAUGAGGAUCUAUGACAACAUAUAUUUACGCGCAGCAUCGAAGACCCGCGAUGCAUUUACUGGUCUUUCAGGUACAAAAGCUGUGGAAAUAAGAAAGCAGAUCUGUGUUAUACAGUAUUUAGUUUUAAUGCUAAUGCUGAACCUGGUAAAUAUCGCCUGAUCUGCUGAGAAAGGUCUGUUACAGCGAUGUUGUUGUCGCGUCGGAAGAUCCAUGGUUACAACCGGUUUGACAGUACUAGUGUGUGAAUCCAAAGAAACAUGGGUUGUGGGGCAUCAACAAACUAUCAGUAUGAAGUAAACCUUACCUGGGAACAGGUGAGUCGUACCGUGGACACGCCCAGACCCAAGAAGGACAAGCUGGUCCUAAGACAUUCCAACUGGAAGACCGUCCGCAUCUUCGUCUCCUCGACCUUCAAGGACUUUCACUCAGAGCGAGACGUCCUUGUGAAGGAGGUGUUUGCAGACUUGAGACACUGGUGUGAGAAAAGGAGGCUACAUCUUGUGGAGUGUGAUCUAAGAUGGGGGAUUCCCAAGGAUACAACAACAGAGUUUACACUGAGGACAUGCUUAGAGGAGAUCGACAGAUGCUAUGAAGACAAUAUCAUGCCUUUCUUUCUCAACAUGACCAGUGAGAGGUGUGGGUGGAUCCCAGGUGUACAGGAGGUUCCUCCACAGUUUGCGGCAGAAUAUCGCUGGAUCCACGGCUUGUCUGUCACAGAGAUGGAAAUCAUGCAUGGAGCGUACAGGAAAGGCAACCCUAACUCUCUGUUCAUGAUCAGAGAUGGGUCUUUCCUGGAGUCUGUACCUGAGAGGCAUCAUCAAGACUUCAUAGACAUCACACCAGAGGCUCCCUUCAAACUCAAGAUGCUGAAAAAGAUGCUACAAGACAGAUUCGAGGCUAACCAGGUGUGCCUGUACCAGUGUGAGGUCGCAGGGGUCAACUCAGAGGGCAGAGUUCAACUCAAGGGGCUGGACAACUUCAGUCAGAAGGUGUUUGAGUUCUUCACACAAAGGAUAGGGGAGCAGUACCCAUUGGAGGAGAUCCAAACAGACCCGUAUAAACAACAAGAGGAGGCUCAUGAGGCCUACAUGAAGAACAAAGGAGACCUUGUGUUGGGGAGGGACUUUAUACUACAGGAGAUCCAACAGUACAUCACAGAACUGGGAGUGGACUAUCCCAUGCUGCUGGUGGGGGAGGCAGGGUCCGGAAAGUCAGCCAUCCUGGCCAGGGUAGCCGAUGUAGCCACGACAAAGGCUCUGAGCAGGGAGAUACCCGGUGGAGGAGACACUGGCUGGCAUGUGUUCUACCACUUUGUUGGCGCGAUCCCCGGGUCCACUGAUCUGGAGAACAUUCUGAAGAGACUCCUGAGAGAACUGGACAUUGUCAAUGACACCACCAUGCCCAAAGACAUGGAGUCCACAGUACAGCUGACAUGUGGUGUUCUGUCCAGCCGAACCACCAGGCCCACCAUCAUCAUCAUCGACGCUGUCAAUCAGAUGGAUGAAGACCCCCACUCCCAGAGUGUGAGCUGGUUGCCACGGAAACUUGCCCCCCAGGUGCGGGUAGUGUUGUCCAUGAUUGACGGCACCCCUCAGCACCACGCCCUGACGGAGCGGCAGAGGAAACCACACGAGGUCAGGGUGACCGCACUCAGCAAGGAAGACAGAGAGGAAAUAGUGCGAGCCAUGUUAGACAAGUACAACAAGCGGCUGGACCAGCACCAGAUGAACAGCCUGCUGUCCAAGGACUCGUCAGACAACCCCCUCUGGCUGUCCGUCGCCUGCGAAGAGCUCCGCGUUUACGGCGUGUUCGAGAAAGUGUCGGACAAGAUCAACAGUUUAGCUGAUGGUUUGCUUAAUUUGCUAGCUCAGGUACUGGAGAGGUUUGAGAGAGAGUACGGGGGGACGUUACUCGUUGCCACCCUGUGUCUACUGGAGACGUCAGCGAAGGGCAUGCUGGAAGUAGAGCUGCUAAGGCUGCUGGGAAAUGAGAAGGACCUCCUUCCUCCUGAUAAUGGCAGCCAGAUAGAUUGGGAAGCUAGAUCAGACCCUCCAGUCGGCCAGGUAGCACCGGUCAGGUGGGCAGGAGUGUACCGGGCACUCAAGCCAUUCCUCAGGCCGUUUGGGGACAGCGGGGAGGGACGGCUGGACUUCUACCACCGGUCACUCAGUAAGGCGGUCAGGCGCAAAUACUUUGGAUCAGAUGAAGAGGAUGACAGUGCAGACAGCAGCUGGAGGUACAGGUGGUGGCAUCACAAGCUGGCCAACUUCUUUGACUCCUGUGAGAACAUAGACAGACGAGUGGAGGAGUACCCUCACCACCUGGUGCAGCUAGGUGCCCAGAAACGUCUGGCCGAGUGCCUGACAGAGUGGGACAUGUUCGACAAUCUGUACCAUCCUGAGUGGAGUGCACAGCUGCUUUUGUAUUGGAGAAAGGCAGGUGGAUAUGACACAAUGGACAGGCAGUACAGAGAGGCCCUGAACAGGAUCAAACAGGACCCAGAGGUGUCUGUACAGGACGUUGUGCUCAGGCACGAGAAGGUGGCCAGAGUCCUGCUCCAGGCAGGAAAACUAGAAGAGGCGAAGGGUGUUAUCCAGUAUGCAUUAGAGCGAGAGGAGGCAGAGCUAGGAGCCAGGCCUGACAGGAUGACUGAGCUGUACUAUGUAGCCGGGCUUAUUUAUGAUGAGAUUGUCAAAUCUGUAGAAUUUGUCAGCACAGAAACCAUGGAUGACCUUCAACCCUGUAUGGACUACCUGCGGAAGUCCAUCGCCCUUCGUGAGCAGUUAGAAGGAGAUCACCACAAGUAUCAGAGAGCGUUUGCCCUGGUGAAGCUGGCGUUUGCCCUGAAUAACUGGUCUGACUGUGGGGGGGAUGCCAGCUUCUCUCGCUCCAGUGCUGCAGACGAGGGCUUCCAGGUGGUGGGGGAGGCCAUCAGGAUACUCAGGGAGUUAGGAGACAAUGGACAUCUGGCAGAAGCUGUGAUGACUAAAGGUAUCCUCAUGCCUCGUUACAACACUCAAGGCCAGAUGGACCUGUAUGAGGAAGCCUUGGAGCUGAGUAAGCAGGCGUAUGGAGAGAACAACACCCUGAGCUCCAGGAUCUACGGGAACAUGGGCAUCGCUUACGAGACAAUCGGUCAGGUCAGGAAGUCCUACAGGUACUUCCAACUGGCUGCUCAAUGCACAGAGGAGGUGUUUGGCCCGGACCAUCCAAAGACCUUACAGAACAAAGCAGUACUGGAGGAGGACACAUACCUAGCAGUGGCCAGACAGAUCCAACUGGAGGCAGAAAACAGGGGUGUACAGGACGAUGAUGACAAUGAUGGAUUCUUUGAUGACUCAGACAGCGAUGAGGGUAUCGAUGAGGAAGAUAACACAGAAGACAACAAUGUACAGGAAGAAAGGCAGGAGCCACUGUAGGAGGACCAAGACUAUUCAAUUGCUAUCUAUGCAUGUGCAAUUUUUUUUACCAUUAUUUAGGACAGUUGUGAUUGUGUGAGCAAAAGAAGGAACAAGAUCCCAGUGUUGAUGUCACACUUCAGAGAAGCCAUGUGACAAGUCUCACUGGGGCAGUCUAUUAAAGAAGACCAGACUGACUGGUUGAAAGCUCUAGUCCAGUUGAGAACAAUCCCCACUGUUGGAACAAACGUUUUAACUUUAAACAAAAUCUGAACCUUAUGUAUACAAUUAUGUGCAUGACAGAAAAGGUACAGAGGGCCUUCAGAAAAAUUUGGGUAUUUUUCAGAUGUUUUUGGUAUAUUUGGUUUUGGUACACUAAAUUUCCUGUGCAAUGGCAAAUUUGGCACACUUAGAAUAAAGUGUACGGGUGAGUAGGGCCCAGUUACAUGUAGAAAUAUGUACAAAUGUUGUUAGAGGAGAUUUUAAUGCAUUUUGUACCAGAA